Messenger RNA from Oryza brachyantha (malo sina), 1298 nucleotides. RefSeq lists its product as uncharacterized. The record is from RefSeq and is a predicted model, not a curated record. Gene Ontology annotation, biological process: shoot system development; root development. Bases 84 to 1157 code for a protein of 357 amino acids. The transcript has a single exon. NCBI's taxonomy places the organism in Eukaryota, Viridiplantae, Streptophyta, Magnoliopsida, Poales, Poaceae.
AGGGUUAUCUCUUGGCUGCGCUCGAUCGAUCGAUCAUCCCAUCAAAGAGUGACGGCGCGGCGGCUGCUGCGAGGUGGUGGAGUAUGGUGGUCGGGUUCCGCCGCACGAUCUCGUUCCCCGCGCCCAAGGCGGCGGCGGCGGCGGCGGCGAAGGGCGAGGCCUACCGUGUCCGGUCGGCGAGCCUGCCGUGCCGGUUCCAUCCCUUGGUGGUACAGCUGGAUGAGGAUGUGGCGACGAUGAGAGGGGUUGUGGGCCGCCUCGCGUCGGGCGCGUCGGCGGGCUCCGUCGCGGAGGCCGCGGAGCAGCUCGGGCGGGUGCUCGUGUCGCUGUCCGAGCUGCUCCACCACCCGCAGGCGCAGGAGCCGCUGAGGCGGCUCGGGCGGUCGCCGUUCGCGGAGCGCCUGCUCGAUGAUUUUCUCCGCCUCGCCGAUGCGCACGGUAGCUUCAGGGCGGCGCUCGUCGCGCUCUCCGCGCUCCAGGCCGAGGCGCGCGCCGCGCUACGGCGCGAGGACCCGGCCCGCCUGGCGUCCGCGGCUCGCGCGCUGCGCCGGUCCGGGCGAGACCUCCCGCGGAUCGCCUCCUCGGCGCGCGCCGUGGCAGCCAAGCCGCCGCCUCCCCCUCCGGCGGGCCUCCCGGCUGACGGGACAGCCCUUGCCGCCGCCAUCGCCGACGCGACCGCAGCCGUCGCCUCGGCCUCGGCCGCAGUCUUCUCCGGCGUGUCGUCCCUCUCCAUCGCCGCCGCCACGGCCCGUGUCGAGGUCGCCGCCACGCCCUGCUGGAUGCCCUCCCCCGCGAGAUUCACCACCCCAUCGGCCACGCCAAGACACCACAUCAUCACCACCAAGCCAUUGCCGCUGCGCAUAUGGUGGGUCGCCGACCUGAUGCGCUGGAUGUCGCGCGCGAAGCGCCGGUCAGCCAGUAAGCAGCACGCCGACGCGGACGCCUCCUCCUCCACCACCUCCUCCUCCUCCGCCGCCGCGCAGCCCCAGCCCGACGUCACCGUGGACCCGGAGGAGAGAGAACGGAAGGCGGCGUUCGAGCGCCUGGACAACCUGGGACGGUGCAUCGCGGACGUGGAGAGCAUCGGCGAGAAGGUGUUCCGGGCUCUGGUGAACACCAGAGUCUCACUGCUCAACAUUCUGAGCCCAAGCUUCUGAAGAAUUCACAACCAUACAUUAGAAAAAAAAACGCAAACUUGAUCGAAUUUUGUGUCUUUGGAUGAAACAUCUGUACAUAAAAAUGGGGCCUUUCUUUAGGCUUUUGAUAAUCAUAGUACUGGCAUGUUCUAGGCAGCUCCA